AUGCUCUGGGCAAAGCUCGUUUCAUGUAUCAUACUAUCUGGCACGGCGGAGGCAGUUGGCAGGAGCAUAGCACAUGCGGGAAAACGCCAUGUCGAACAUGAUGCGAAUAGAGCAAAGCCCGUCAGUUCCGAAACUGAAUAUCACAGUCGACUUCUUGACCGAGAAAAGAAGGGCCACAAGUUUCUGACGGAAAAGACCACAAAAUUCGCUGUUGACGGAAAGGAGAUCCCGGAUGUCGACUUCGACGUUGGCGAGUCUUAUUCGGGGCUACUGCCUAUUAGCAGCGAUCCUAACGACGAGAAUUAUUUGUUCUUCUGGUUCUUUCCGUCAACGAACGCGGCGGCAGAGAAAGAGAUUGUCAUCUGGUUGAACGGUGGCCCCGGGUGUUCGGCCUUUGAAGGCCUGCUUCAGGAGAACGGGCCUUUCCUGUGGCAGUAUGGCACUUACAAGCCGGUCAAAAACCCCUGGAGCUGGCACACCUUGACCAACAUCGUCUAUGUCGAACAACCUGUCGGCACGGGCUUUACAACGGGCACACCAACCAUCACGAACGAGGAGGAGCUUGCCGCCCAAUUCAUGGGGUUCUGGAAGAAUUUUAUUGACACCUUUGACAUGCAUGGCUACAAGGUGUACAUCACUGGAGAAUCCUAUGCUGGCUACUACUGCCCCUAUAUCGCCAACGCCAUGCUCGACGCCGAGGACAAGACGUAUUUCGACAUGUCCGGCAUGACCAUCUACAACCCCAGCCUAACGUAUGACGAGAUCCAAGAGCCGAUUCCCGUAGUCCAGUUCACCGAGUACUGGCCUGGCCUCUUCCCCUUCAACGACACCUUCCGCGCCGAUAUCAAGCGUCGCGAGAAGCAGUGCGGUUACGCCGACUACCUGGCCGAGUACCUGGUCUACCCGCCCAAGGGCCCUCUUCCAAGCCGUCUGCCAGGCACCCACAAGAACGGCACGACCCGCGACGAGUGCUGGAACAUCUACUGGGACAUAUUCGACGCCAUCAUGCUCCUCAACCCGUGCUUCGACAUUUACCAAGUAGCCACGACCUGCCCCUUGCUCUGGGACGUCCUCGGCUUCCCGGGUUCCAUGCCCUACCUGCCCGAGGGCGCGAGCAUCUACUUCGACCGGCUCGACGUGAAGCGCGCAAUCCACGCGCCCGAGAACAUCACCUGGGAGGAGUGCUCUUCCGACCCGGUCUUCGUCAACGAUACCGACACGUCCCUCCCCUCGAGCCUCUCGGUCCUCCCGCGCGUCAUCGACGCGACGCAAAACGUCAUCAUCGGGCACAGCGCGCUCGACAUGAUCCUCCUGGCCAACGGCACGCUGCUGGCGAUCCAGAACAUGACGUGGGGUGGCAAGCGCGGCUUCCAGCACCGGCCGGACCAGCCGUUCUACGUCCCGCACAACAACAUGACAACGCUCUCGACGCUGGCGGCGGCCGGCGUGUUUGGGAGUCUGCUGUCGGAGCGCGGGCUGACGUACGUGGGCAUAGAUCUGGCGGGGCAUAUGGUUCCUCAGUACGCGCCGUCGGCGGCAUACCGGCAUGUCGAGUACAUGCUGGGCAGGGUGGAUUGCAUGAACUGCACCAAACCCUUCACGACUGACACGGGCACGCCGCAGCCGCAGGGUCCGUUGGGCAAGGGGACGGCGCCGCAGGGGUGGAGUAAUCGAAGAAGGGAGAACCGUGGAGGCCGAGGAAGUAGCUAGGAUGCAGAUACAAGGACAGCACAGGGACUGUACACAAGACAGUAAGGAACAAGCUGCAAAUUGAAGGCCAAUGACGACUGUGAGCCCCAGUACAUACUUGUCCAUCUCUCCUCCGCUUUUUCCUUCCUCAGGCCCUGGCCAAGACCAGGCCCCAAAAGCCACCACUAUCAUACACACAAAGCACAAAGAGUGGAACCAGGCAAAAGCCUUCCUCUUCCAGGCCUUCCAGGUAGUUUUGUUUUCCGCCCUCCCGCCCUUUGGUGGUCAUGAGCGUAACCCCUUCGUAAAACAUCCGAUGAUAUCA
This is a messenger RNA of Parathielavia appendiculata, 2014 nucleotides long. Its product is annotated as alpha/beta-hydrolase. The record is from RefSeq and is a predicted model, not a curated record. Gene Ontology annotation, molecular function: serine-type carboxypeptidase activity. Bases 1 to 1710 code for a protein of 569 amino acids. Lineage: Eukaryota; Fungi; Ascomycota; Sordariomycetes; Sordariales; Chaetomiaceae. The transcript is spliced from 4 exons. Gene Ontology annotation, biological process: proteolysis.